Messenger RNA from Erinaceus europaeus (western European hedgehog), 870 nucleotides. It is a transcript of the gene GPX4, whose product is annotated as glutathione peroxidase 4. The record is from RefSeq and is a predicted model, not a curated record. NCBI's taxonomy places the organism in Eukaryota, Metazoa, Chordata, Mammalia, Eulipotyphla, Erinaceidae. Gene Ontology annotation, molecular function: glutathione peroxidase activity. The transcript has 7 exons. Gene Ontology annotation, biological process: response to oxidative stress.
CCGGGAGGUCGGGCGCGCGUCCAUUGGUCGGCCGGGCGCGGGGAGGAGCCGCUGCGCCGCCGAGCCGCCGCGAUGAGUCUCAGCCGCCUGUGUCGCCUGCUGAAGCCGGCGCUGCUGUGCGGGGCGCUGGCCGCACCCGGGCUGGCCGGGACCAUGUGCGCCUCCCGCGACGACUGGCGCUGCGCCACCUCCAUGCACGACUUCUCGGCCAAGGACAUCGACGGGCGCACGGUGAACCUGGACAAGUACCGGGGCUUCGUGUGCAUCGUCACCAACGUGGCCUCGCAAUGAGGCAAAACCGACGUAAACUACACUCAGCUCGUCGACCUGCACGCGCGCUAUGCUGAGUGCGGUUUACGCAUCCUGGCCUUCCCCUGCAACCAGUUCGGGAAGCAGGAGCCAGGGAGUAACGCAGAGAUCAAGGAGUUCGCCAAUGGCUACAACGUCAAGUUCGACAUGUUCAGCAAGAUCUGCGUGAACGGGGACGAUGCGCACCCGCUGUGGAAGUGGAUGAAGGCGCAGCCCAAGGGCAGGGGGACGCUGGGGAAUGCUAUCAAGUGGAAUUUCACCAAGUUCCUCAUCGACAAGAACGGCUGUGUGGUCAAGCGCUAUGGCCCCAUGGAAGAGCCCCUGGUGAUAGAGAAGGACUUGCCCUGCUACCUUUAGCCGCGCCUGCAAGUGCGCCCACCCCGCCGAGCCCGCCGCGCCCCCGGAGCCCCCGCCCGGCGCCCAUGAAGGUCUGCCUACAAACCAGCCCGCUGGUGGGGCAGACCCGAGACCCGCGUGCACCUGCCGGAGGAGGCCCCCGGCCGGCCCAGGCUCGCCCCCAUCCCGCCGCCUUGUUGGAAUAAAGCUACAAAGUGGCCCGAG